AAUAAAAAAAGGAACUUCCAUUUAUGUACGUGACGAUGAAACGCACAUGAAAAUAGCCAGAAAGUCAUUAUAGGAUCCAUUAUUAUUUUCAUAAUCUUCAGAAGUAAAUGAACCACUGGCAGAAGGUUGUAUUCAUCACGGAGGAGAGGACAUAUAUGAGAGCCAUGCUGUGCUGGAGACUUUUAGCGCUGUUUGGAAUCUGUACUUUAGCAACAACAACGUGGGCUUUGGAAGCUUGUCCGGCCAACUGCGUUGACUCAGAGUGCUCUGCCCUCGGAUGUGUACAAUGCGAUGAAGGUUUCUACCUUUACCCGGAUCCAAACGCAGGAAAAAGUGUCUGCAUAGAGUCAUGUCCAGAUGGAUACUACACAAACCCUGUUAGCUGGUGUGAAGAAUGCGAGACUGUCAACUGUGCCGUUUGUUCAGACGAGUACACAUGCACUGAGUGCAAACCGGGAUACGAAGUGAACAAAGAUGGCGAUUGCGUGUUCAGUUCUUACCGAGUUUAAACGACUGUUAGAGUAUGACCCCAUCGAAAUUGUAGAAUUUCAAACCGUCUUUAACUGGUAGAAUAAAAUUGUGUAGUUAUACUAUCGUAUUUUUACGGAAUUAGUGUUGUAUUGCUUUCCUUGGCUUGGAAGGUCAUGUUUUUGUUUGAGAUUUACUUGUUUGUAUUGACAACUUUAUAGAAUAGUUUAACUUUAUGGAAAAAAGUGUAAAGAAAUUUGGUGCGCAGGUUAGACCUGGAAUAAGGCCCAAUCCGUUAAAUCAAAAUCAAAAUCAGAAUCAAAAUCAAAACCCGGAGAUCAGAGAUGUUUCAAAGGUGGGGGAAACAUAAAAGAAGUUCAGAUGAAAGAUUGUCAAAAAAAUAGUUGCAAAGAGAAAAAGAUACUUGAAAAUAUUUUUUAUGUGGUGGGACCAUCACUUUGUAUAUUUUGUCUUUGUGUAAUGAUGUUGUAAAUGAGGAUAUGCCAAGAGGUCGUCCCAAAUACCUACCAUACAACAACAUAUUUUCAUGGAAGAGAAAAAUCAAAUUUGC
This is a messenger RNA of Liolophura sinensis, 1039 nucleotides long. RefSeq names its product proprotein convertase subtilisin/kexin type 5-like. The transcript has 4 exons. The coding region runs from base 108 to 509 and encodes 133 amino acids. NCBI's taxonomy places the organism in Eukaryota, Metazoa, Mollusca, Polyplacophora, Chitonida, Chitonidae. The record is from RefSeq and is a predicted model, not a curated record.